AUGCAGUUCAGUCCCAAUAAAACCUCGCCAACAAGGUCAGAUUCAUUCACAGCGAUUCGAGCCGAACAUCUUUGAACGAACAACGGGUAAGAUUUGCGUGCAAACUUCUGAAGCAAUCAAGGUUUCUUUUCAGAAAAGUCGAUUCUAUUCGAACAUGCCCGCCUACUCCGAUCUUCCGAACUUUGCCGUGCAGACUCAUCCAGUCGAGGCGCCGAUCGAAGAGUACUUCUUCGAAGGAGCCGAGAAACUGUUGGAGAUCUGGUUCUGCAGCUCCAAAGGCUUCAAGAGCUCGCUGCGACGCAUCCCGAGGGCCGAAAUCGACGCGAUGCUCGACGUGGCGAGGUGUAAGAUCCUGCACUCGAAGCACAACGAAUCGAUCGACUCGUACGUGCUCAGCGAGAGCUCGCUCUUCGUCUCCGACCACCGAAUCAUCAUGAAAACGUGCGGCUCGACGCGUCUUCUCGCCGCUCUUCCAGUCAUCAUGCAGUUGGCGGGGACCUAUGCUCAACUGGACCAGGUGCAAUCGGUCUACUACUCGCGCAAGAACUUCAUCCGUCCCGACCUGCAGCCACCGCUCCACAAGAACUUUGACGCCGAAGUCGAGUACCUCGACAGUUUCUUCGCGGACGGACACGCGUACUGUCUGGGAUCUCUGAAGCAGGACCGCUGGUAUCUCUACACGUUCCACCGUCAAGUACAGUUCCCCGCCAGCAAGGGAUCCGAUCACACACUCGAGAUUCUGAUGAGCGACCUCGACGACUCGGUGCUCACCACGUUCACGAAGGACUGCGCCGUCGACGCAACUGCUUGUUUUGAGGUAAGCGAAAUAUUUCGAGAGGGAUAACCUUGGAAUCGACGCUGAUAAGAUAAGAAGUUCUUCGAAGAUGAAGGAGAAAUAUCGAAACGUGGACUAUCGUUUUAAUCAACCCGACGGCUAACUGGCCUUGAACGUUUCCCGGUUGAAUUCAAUAUCUUCACUAUACACCGAAGAUCUCUUUUUUAUCAUUUUGGGGUUUGUGCCCAACUGCGUUCUCUGAAACUCGUUUACUACUAUUCUUUCACUUUUCAGGCAGCCGGUAUCCAUAAAGUAGUGCCAGCUGGCGCCGAGAUCCACGACGAGCUGUUCGAUCCGUGCGGGUACAGUAUGAACGCCUACAUGAACGACACGGAUCAAUACGCGACGAUCCAUGUGACGCCCGAGAAAGAGUUCUCGUUCGCCUCGUUCGAAACCAACCAGGACCUCGUGUGUCUCUACUCACAGACCCAGAGAGUUUUACAGUGUUUCAAGUACGGCAACACCUCAUUUUUUAUGUCAAUAACUUUUUGUAUUUCAGACCUGGCAAAGUGUUGAUGACUGUGUUCGCCAAUGACAUUUCUUCGAAAGGCAAGGACGCGCAACAACAGCUCUGGGACCGGGAACUGCCCGGAUAUCGGCGUACGAACGUGCAGUUUGUCAAACUUGAGGUAUUCAGACAAUUUCACACAAUAGUCUUCAAGUUUGAAACCUAAAAUGAUUACAGGCGGAUUCGCUGGUCUACGCCCACUUUGUGCGGGAGUCCACGCUCGAUUCGUCAAGCGACGAGGACGACGGAGCACGCUCCGACUGA
This is a messenger RNA of Caenorhabditis sp. 36 PRJEB53466, 1607 nucleotides long. The record is from the annotation of a GenBank genome assembly. NCBI's taxonomy places the organism in Eukaryota, Metazoa, Nematoda, Chromadorea, Rhabditida, Rhabditidae.